GGGGGAUUUAUUGGGAGUUCUUUCCAGUUCCUGCAAAAUCUCAAGCCAGGUGGCUAUGGUAUGGAUGUAACCAAGAAAAACAAACGAGAUGGCACCGAAGUCACUGAAAGAAUUAUCACUGAAACAGUAACUACAAGACUUACAUCCUUACCACCAAAAGGGGGGACCAGCAAUGGCUAUACUAAAACAGGCUCUCUUGGUGGAGGGAGCCGGCUGGAGAAGCAAAGCCUGACCCAUGGCAGCAGCGGCUACAUCAACUCAGGUGGGAGCACCCGGGGCAACGCCUCCACCUCCAGUUACAGGAGGGCUCAUUCUCCCGCCUCCACUCUGCCCAACUCACCAGGCUCAACCUUUGAGAGGAAAACUCACAUCACCCGCCAUGGAACAUACGAAGGGAGCUCCAGUGGCAACUCUUCUCCGGAGUACCCUCGGAAGGAAUUCGCAUCUUCUUCAACGAGAGGGCGGAGCCAAACACGAGAGAGCGAAAUUCGAGUGCGGCUGCAGAGUGCGUCCCCAUCCACCAGGUGGACAGAAUUGGAUGAUGUUAAGCGUUUGCUCAAGGGGAGUCGAUCAGCCAGUGUGAGCCCCACUCGGAAUUCCUCCAACACACUCCCCAUCCCCAAGAAAGGCACCGUGGAGACCAAAACAGUAACAGAGACAGUGAGUUCCCAGUCAGUGUUGGGUACCUAUGACACAACGAUCCUGGACGCCAACCUUCCAUCCCAUGUGUGGUCCUCCACCCUGCCUGCGGGAUCCUCCAUGGGGACCUAUCACAACAACAUGACAUCCCAGAGCUCGUCCCUCCUCAACACCAAUGCCUACUCUACAGGCUCAGUUUUUGGAGUUCCCAAUAACAUGGCAUCCUGUUCGCCCACCCUGCACCCUGGACUCAGCACCAGCUCUUCAGUAUUUGGCAUGCAGAACAAUCUGGCCCCCAGCUCAUCUGCCCUGUCCCAUGGCACAGCCACCAUGUCCACAGCUACCUAUGGUGUGAAAAAAAACAUGCCCCAGAGCCCUGCUGCCUCGAACACCUCCAACAACGCUGGCAUGUCCACCUCUGCUGCCUGCAGCACAAGUGUCCAGAGUGAUGACUUCUUGCACAAGGACUGUAAGUUCCUGAUCUUGGAGAAGGACAAUAUGCCUGCCAAGAAGGAGAUGGAGCUGCUGAUCAUGAGCAAGGACAGUGGGAAGGUCUUCACGGCCUCCCCUGCCAGCAUCGCUGCAACUUCUUUUUCAGAAGACACCCUCAAAAAAGAAAAGCAAGCUGCCUACAAUGCUGACUCCCACCUAAAAGCUGAAGCUAAUGGAGACCUGAAGACCGUGUCCACCAAAGGCAAGGACACCUCUACAGAAAUUCACGGUUACGGCCACCAUGGCGGCGGAGGUGGUGGUGGCGCCGUAGGUGGGGGCCCGUGGGCGGCACCUACUUGGUGCCCCUGCGGCUCCUGCUGCAGCUGGUGGAAGUGGCUGCUGGGCCUGCUGCUCACCUGGCUGCUGCUGCUGGGGCUGCUCUUCGGCCUCAUCGCUCUGGCGGACGAGGUGCGGAGGCUGAAGGCCCGCGUGGAGGACCUGGAGCGGGCCCGAGGCGGCGCGCUGUCCUUCGAGGAGAAGAUGGAGCGCAGCAGCAAGGACCGCCUGCAGGCGGCGGCGCCCGACCCCGGGCUCCUGGGCAAAGCCGGGCCGGACGCCUACAGCCAGGAGGCGCUCUGGCUGUUCGUGCGGAACAAGCUCAUGGCGGAGCAGGAGAACGGAAAUCUCCGAGGAAGCCCUGGCCCUAAAGGUGACAUGGGAAGUCAAGGCCCUAAAGGAGAUCGAGGGCUCCCUGGGAUCCCAGGUAUCCCUGGGCCCUUGGGCCACCCAGGUCCAGAAGGACCAAAAGGACAAAAAGGCAGUGUGGGAGAUCCCGGCAUGGAAGGACCCAUGGGUCAGAGAGGGCGAGAAGGCCCCAUGGGACCUCGUGGUGAACCAGGACCUCCUGGGUUUGGAGAGAAAGGAGAGAGAGGAGAUUCUGGAGAGCCAGGUCCUCAGGGCCCACCUGGUGUCCCAGGUUCUGUGGGUCCCAAAGGUUCCAGUGGCUCUCCUGGCCCCCAGGGUCCCCCAGGUUCUGUAGGUCUCCAAGGGCUCCGAGGUGAAGUGGGACCCCCUGGUAUCAAAGGUGACAAAGGACCAAUGGGACCACCAGGACCCAAAGGUGACCAGGGAGAGAAAGGACCCCGAGGCCUCACAGGAGAGCCCGGUAUGAGAGGUCUGCCUGGUGCUGUGGGAGAGCCCGGAGCUAAAGGAGCAAUGGGUCCUGCAGGCCCUGAUGGACACCAAGGCCCAAGAGGUGAACAAGGUCUCACUGGGAUGCCUGGAAUCCGUGGCCCACCGGGACCAUCUGGAGACCCAGGAAAGCCAGGUCUCACGGGACCCCAGGGACCUCAGGGACUUCCUGGUACUCCAGGCCGACCAGGGACUAAAGGUGAACCGGGAGCUCCAGGCAAGAUCGUAACUUCAGAGGGGUCAUCGACGCUCACUGUCCCAGGCCCCCCAGGGCCUCCAGGAGCCAUGGGACCUCCAGGACCUCCAGGUGCUCCAGGCCCUGCUGGCCCAGCUGGUCUCCCAGGACAGCAAGAAGGUCUUGAUUUACGAGGCCCUCCAGGGCCACCUGGGCCACGUGGGCCACCGGGACCUUCUAUUCCAGGCCCUCUGGAUGAUGGCCAGGCUCCCUGAGAAGGCUUGCCAGGCCCACCAGGCCCCCCAGGAUCUUUCCUGUCGAACUCAGAAACCUUCUUCUCUGGCCCCCCAGGCCCACCUGGCCCCCCAGGCCCCAAGGGUGACCAAGGUCCCCCAGGCCCCCGAGGACACCAAGGCGAGCAGGGCCCCCCAGGGUUCUCAAGCUCAGGGUCCAGUUCUCUUGGACUCAACCUUCAGGGACCACCAGGCCCACCUGGCCCCCAGGGCCCCAAAGGAGACAAAGGUGAUCCUGGCAUCCCAGGAGCUCCUGGCAUUCCUAGUGGUCCUUCUCGAGGGGGGUCAUCGAGCUCCACAUACCUGCAGGGCCCACCAGGUCCCCCAGGACCCCCAGGGCCUCCAGGCUCCAUCAGCAGCUCUGGCCGGGAGAUUCAGCAGUACAUCUCUGAGUACAUGGAGAGUGACCGUAUCAGAUCUUACCUGUCUAGAGUUCAGGGUCCUCCGGGUCCACCUGGCCCCCCGGGGCCUGUCACCACCAUCACAGGAGAGACCUUCAACUACUCAGAGCUGGCGAGCCAAGUCAUGAGCUACUUACAGACUUCGGGGUACAGUGUCAGCCUGUCCUCCAGCUCCAUCUCUUCUGAAGACAUUCUGGCUGUGCUGCAGCGGGAAGAUGUGAACCAAUACCUACAGCAACUGAUUGGUCCUCGGGGUCCCUCGGGGCCAUCAGGAGCCAUUGGGGAUGGGUCUCUCCAGUCUUUGGACUAUGCAGAGCUGAGCAGCCGCAUUCUCAGCUACAUGUCAAGUUCUGGGAUCAGCAUUGGGCUCCCUGGUCCCCCUGGCCCCCCUGGCCUGCCAGGAACAUCUUAUGAGGAGCUCCUCUCCUUGCUUCAAGGGUCUGAAUUCAGAGGCAUCGUUGGACCCCCAGGACCCCCAGGGCCACCAGGGAUCCCAGGCAAUGUGUGGUCCAGCAUCAGCAUGGAGGACCUCUCAUCUUACUUGCAUACUGCUGGCUUGUCAUCCAUCCCAGGCCCUCCAGGUCCACCUGGUCCCCCAGGUCCUCGAGGGCCCCCGGGUGUCUCUGGAGCUUUGGCGACCUAUGCGGCUGACAAUAGCGACAGCUUCCGGAGUGAGCUGAUCAGCUACCUCACAAGUCCUGACGUGCGCAGCUUCAUAGUUGGCCCCCCGGGUCCUCCCGGGCCACAGGGACCACCCGGGGACAGCCGCCUCCUGUCCAUGGAUGACUCCUACCGUCGGGCAAGCAGCUCCUCCUCACACAGCUUGUCCAGCAGACGGGGCAGCUCCUACAGCUCCUCUGCGAGUACAGGAGGGGCUGGUGCAGGCACCCUGGGUGAAGGGGUGGCCUUUGGUGCAGCCGACCCCUAUAGCACCGGCCUGGGCAGAGACUAUGGGGCAGCAGCAGUAGGGGGCAUGUACGGUGGUGACAAUGGACCCUUCACGGAUGGCUUUGCUGGACAUCUGGAUUACAAUGAGUUGGCUGUCCGGGUGUCGGAGAGCUUGCAGCGCCAGGGCCUGCUACAAGGGAUGGCCUACACUGUCCAGGGCCCACCUGGCCGGCCUGGGCCCCAGGGACCACCUGGCAUCAGCAAGGUCUUCUCUGCCUACAGCAACGUGACUGAGGACCUCAUGGACUUCUUCCGAACUUAUGGAGCCAUUCCAGGACCCCCUGGGCAGAAGGGAGAGGUGGGCACCCCAGGACCUAAAGGUGACAGAGGCCCUGUGGGACCACCAGGUCAUCCUGGGUCACCUGGCCCUCGAGGGCACAAGGGAGAAAAAGGAGACAAAGGUGACCAAGUCUACGUUGGGCGGAGAAGGAGAAGAAGUAUCGCCACCAAGCCAUGA
This is a messenger RNA of Otolemur garnettii (small-eared galago), 4536 nucleotides long. It is a transcript of the gene COL17A1, whose product is annotated as collagen type XVII alpha 1 chain. The transcript has 56 exons. Lineage: Eukaryota; Metazoa; Chordata; Mammalia; Primates; Galagidae. The record is from RefSeq and is a predicted model, not a curated record.